Molecule: messenger RNA, 735 nt
Organism: Brassica oleracea var. oleracea
Lineage: Eukaryota; Viridiplantae; Streptophyta; Magnoliopsida; Brassicales; Brassicaceae
Product: probable E3 ubiquitin-protein ligase RHA2B
Exons: 1
Coding region: 152-610 (152 amino acids)
Biological process (GO): protein ubiquitination
Molecular function (GO): ubiquitin protein ligase activity
Source: RefSeq, a predicted model, not a curated record
CAUUAUUCAUCUCUCUCUCUCUCUUCAUCUCCUCCAUAUAAAGAAGAGAGCAGAUGCAGAUUAAAAGAAAAUAGCAAAUCGUUCAAUAUCGAAUUCUUCAGCAACAGCAGCAAACACACUCUCUCUAAAAUAAUCUCUCUCGAAGAAGAAGAUGGGGUUACAAGGUCAACUCUCUGACGUUUCAUCAGAUUCAAUCCCUCUCAUGCUCCUCGCACUCCUCGCUACUUUGUUCAAACACGUCCGCUCUUUCUUCCUCCGCUUCUCCUCCUCUUCCUCCGCCGUCGAAGAAGUAGCUUCUCCCUCCGCUUCCUCAGGACUCGCGAACCUCGCCGUACUCGCCGACCAGCUCAAACUCAAUCGUCUCUUCUCAUACCGAUACGCCGACACCGCCGCCAACGCCACCGAUUGCAUCGUGUGUUUGUCUACACUCAAGACCGGAGAAGAAGUGAGGAAGCUGGGUUGCAGGCACGUGUUUCACAAACAGUGUUUGGAAGGUUGGCUCCAACAUCUCAAUUUCAAUUGUCCGCUUUGUAGAUCUCCGUUGCCUGGUCGUGGAGGAGGAUGUGAAUCGGUCUCUCUUCUCUCAGAAGCAGCCACUGCAUCUGAGUGAGUUCUUCAUUGUCUGAUGAACAAAGGGAAAGAGAGAAGAAGAGUUUGGGCGUUUUUUUUAAUCUCGCGGCUUUCUCCUCUUUCUUUGUUUUAGGGAUUUGGGUGGUGCUUAUUAUUAUUUUAUUC